UUCGCAAAGGACUGCGGUUUUUAGUGCCGAGUAUUUGUUAUCAGAUAUAUAAAUUGUUAAUAAGGCGUCUGGCCAUCGCAUAAUACCAGUCUCGCGUACGCCGACUAACGGGCAGGAAGUAUCAGUGCGGUUACAGUUACAAAAUUCCUCUCAUCCAUUAACAAGAUAUAAAAUAUUAUGGAGGAUCUAAGUUUCGUCCCAAAUCUCCCGAAUGGGCCCCUAGAUGCGUAUAGAAAUAGAGCUUCAUUUGACUGGAAACGACUUAAAUUGGCUCUUGAGGGGGAUAUUGAUCUACUCAGACUUAAGUACAAAAUAUGGCACACGCUGGAGAACGAUCCGCUCUUCGCUCCCAACCCAGUGACGCCGCCCGUGGAAGAACAGAAGAGAAUCACACAGCUGCAACUACAGAAGAUAAACCAGUACAAAUUUUUGAGCAACGAGAUGUUCAACGCCAGUUAUGGGAAACGGACGCGAACACUAAUGACAAUCAACGAAGCGGUCCAGUCCCUCGCGCCCAGUGUUUCCGUCAAAAUGGCGAUAGGCAUAUAUCUCUUCUCGAACGCUCUGCUUUCCCUGGGCACGGAGAGACACUUGAAGUUCUACGAAGCUACGAUUAAGGAUAGAAAGAUCCUCGCAAGCUUCGCGCUCACGGAGAUAGCGCACGGUUCGGACGCGCGACUCAUGCGCACCACAGCAACGUACGACGCGCACGCGCGCGAGUUCGUCAUACACACGCCCGACUUCGAGGCCGCUAAAUGCUGGGUUGGUAAUCUAGGCAGAACCUGCACGCACACAUUACUAUUCGCGCAAUUAGUGAUGCCAGACGGUACGAAUCAUGGUUUGCACGGGUUCCUCGUACCCAUCCGUGACCCGAAGACACUGGAAGUGUAUCCUGGACUGAUCGUGGGCGAUAUGGGCGAGAAGAUUGGCGUCAAUGGCAUUGAUAAUGGAUUCAUAAUGUUCAACAAAUACCGGAUACCGCGGGAGAACCUGCUCAACCGAACAGCUGAUGUGACAGAAGAUGGCGUGUAUGAAAGUUCCUUCUCAGAACCUUCUAGAAUACUUGGUGCUGCACUGGAAAAUCUUUCAGCUGGUCGUAUCGGCAUAAUGCAAGAGAGCUGCCACUCGAUAUCGAGCGUGGUGGCCAUCGCGGUGCGCUACGCGGCGACGCGCACGCAGUUCGGCGAGCGGGACAACGAGACGCCGCUGCUCGAGUACGAGCUGCAUCAAUGGCGUCUAUUCGGCUAUGUCGCCGCGGCAGUCGUGUUCCGGCUGUACCUGCAGAACUUCACACAGACGUAUCUCAAGAUAGUGGAGAAGUCGAACACUGGACAUAGAGUUGAUAACUUGAGCGAAGCAGUGUCAGAAAUUCACGCAAUGGUAUCAUGCAGUAAGCCAUUACUGACCUGGACUGUGUUAGAAGCGGCACAGCAGUGUCGGGAGGCGUGCGGGGGCCACGGGUAUUUGAAGGUGGCAAAUCUAGGUGACAUACGAAGCAACCACGAGCCCACAGUCACAUACGAGGGCGAUAACAACGUGCUCUCACAGCAAACAGGCAAUUGGCUACUGAAGCAGUAUGAAGCAGUACUAUCCGGUCAUAGUGUGGACUCGCCGCUUGGAACAGUGUCGUUUUUGAAGGAGUUCCGAACUAUAUUGGGACAGACCUUCGACUGUAAGAGCACGGGAGAACUGAAGAAUUCGAAAUUCAUAAUAUCCACAUACAAGUGGCUAAUCUGCUGGAUCCUAAAGUACACGCACGAGAAGAACGAAGCAGAACUAGCGAAGGGGCUCACCAAAGUACAAGCGAGGAAUCGUAGCCAAGUAUACCGGUGGAGGACAUUAACCAGGGUCUACGCGGAAUACCUGGCUCUGGUCUACUGCCUGGAAGCCAUAGAGAAACUAGAGAAGACCCUCGUCCCAGUGCUAGAAAGACUCUUCUGUCUCUACGGUCUAUGGGCUUUGGAUAAGCACUUAGUGGAGAUGUACCAGGGAGGGUUUUCGAAAGGAGAGGACUUGGCCAAACUUCUCCGGACGGCCAUCUUGGAAUUGUGUGGAGAUUUGAAGGGAGAGAUUGUCAGUGUGGUGGAUGCGCUUGCGCCUACUGAUUUCGUGCUGAAUUCCGUUUUGGGGAGGAGCGAUGGAAAGUUAUACCAGAACCUCCAAAAAGCAUUCUUCAGUCACCCAGGAGCGUUUGAACGCGCCAAGUGGUGGCGGGAUGUGGUCUCCAAGUUAUAAGUCCGAUACACGAAUACCGACCGUCGGUGUAUGUAUUAUAGUUCAAUAUCGCUUGCGGGAAUCCUGAAGGUACAUGAUCUUUCGUUUGACGUCUUUUUUGGUGAAACUUUGAGAUUGGUGAAGAAAUAAAGUACAACUAUUUCGUAGCUUAUGACAUUUCCUAGUUAGUUUAUUAUUUAUAAAACUGUCGAGUCUUUUAAAUUGAAUUUAGAGGUAUAGAAUCAUACAUCUUACAAUUUGAUUUUUUUUUGGGUUACACUAAAUUAAUUUGCGCACAGAGAAUUUGAGUAAUGGUUGUUUUUUGACAAAAUUAUUUGUGGUUAAAAAAAUAUGCGUGUGUAAAAUAUGUAUGGCGCCCGUCCGUUGAAAGAUCGACUUUAUGAAUAUUCCAUAUAUUUAUAAUAUUUUUUAUAUGGCCAGUAAAUACUUUAGGAUUCCACGCAAGUGUAGAGGGAAUAUACCAAAUUUUAGCUGCCAUUGUUGACAGACCGUUUAGACAAGUUUUUUUUUAAGUUUAAGUGUUUUUUUAAUUUAUCUGUAUUUUAGAUAUUUUUCCUUUUUUCUGCAUUUGCAGUGAUUUUUUUAGAUUUUUUUUUUGUAUUGUUGCAAUGUAAUGUCGUUCCAAGUAUAAGCAUUUGUUAUAUUAUCGUUUAAAUGUAUUCUGUAUGUGAGGAAUGUUAUGUAAAUAUCAUUGGGCGAUAAUUUUUUUGCAAUUGAAGUAAAUUCUGAAAAUAAUUUGAGUACAUUAUUGGGGAAGCCAAGAAAUCGUUAAAAAAACAAUAUUGAAAGGGCUAGAAUUUUUUUUUUCUUCUGUAAAAUAUAAUAGAUGUGUCCAUUUCUUCAUAUUAAUAAAUUUAAUAAUGUGACAUGUGUCUCAAAACUGUAAUAACAAAUAAUGAUAGUAUUUGGCUAUAAUAAUAAAUGAUUGGUGUACUUAACUCCCCUUUAGAUUGAUCCACUUCUCUCAUUAAAAAUGAAAUACAUUAGUUUUGAGUAUAUGCGAGGACGAUUUGACAUCUUAAUUAAUGUUUUCCAAAUUUAUACUUUUGUCUCAAAAUAGCGUAAGUUAACAAACACAAAAAGUUCAUAUUUUUGUAUUAUUUGUAUUACAGUCCGUGCCAAUAAAAGACCGCUAUUAAAUAAAUGAUCGCGUUGUCUCUGUUACACAUAGGUGGAUUAUAUGACUGUCUCUCUCGCACUUAUGGAACGGUUUAUGAAUGUGUUCGUUUUUUUAUUGGCACGGAUUAUAACUUAGAUGUAGAUGUU
This is a messenger RNA of Colias croceus (clouded yellow), 3501 nucleotides long. Its product is annotated as peroxisomal acyl-coenzyme A oxidase 3. The coding region runs from base 178 to 2235 and encodes 685 amino acids. Lineage: Eukaryota; Metazoa; Arthropoda; Insecta; Lepidoptera; Pieridae. Gene Ontology annotation, cellular component: peroxisome. The record is from RefSeq and is a predicted model, not a curated record. Gene Ontology annotation, biological process: fatty acid beta-oxidation using acyl-CoA oxidase; lipid homeostasis. The transcript is spliced from 13 exons. Gene Ontology annotation, molecular function: fatty acid binding; pristanoyl-CoA oxidase activity; FAD binding.